Molecule: messenger RNA, 2508 nt
Organism: Pelodiscus sinensis (Chinese soft-shelled turtle)
Lineage: Eukaryota; Metazoa; Chordata; Testudines; Trionychidae
Source: RefSeq, a predicted model, not a curated record
UCUGUGUAAAAUUAGACAUGUGGAGUAGGGAAUACUCUAUGAUUUUUAAAUGUGUCAAUGGAAAGCCAAGAGUAAUUCUGCUGGGAGCCCUCAAUGUCUGGGCAAUCAUAUGCAAAUAACCUUUUGUCCUUAAGUCUUAGCAGUGGUUGGUAGGGAGCAGCCAGGUGACUCCCCAUGCAAGAAUAAAGGAAUUCUUUUAAAAUAAUAGGAAGGUAGGAGUCCUUUGUCUGGCUGGACACACCUGUGGAGGGUGAACUAGAGACCCCAGGAGAAGGGAGAUGACCCUGAUUUGGAAGGCAGCUGGAAAAGAAACAGUUUUAUGGGAGUGAAGCUGAUUUUAGCUCUUCAAGCAGCACAGGCAGCAUUUCAGCUCCUGAAGUCCAUAUGUCUGCUGCUGGGAGCAAAAGAGCCUCUUUUUCUCGCAAUCGAGGCCCUCAUGGACGGAAUAAUGGAUCUUCAUCAUACAAGCCUGGAGGCAGCCCACCUACUUCUCGCGAGAAGGACCUUUUGUCAGUAUUGUGCAGAAAUCAGCUGAGUCCUGUCAAUAUCAGUCAGAAUUAUGGGGUGUCUUCUGCUAGUAGCAGUAACUCGGGCUCCUACAAAGGAAGUGAUAGUAGCCCAGUUAUGAGACGAUCGGUGAGAUAUACAUCUUGUGGGGAGAAUCAUGGCAUUAAAGCACCAAAUCCAGAGCAGUAUUUGACCCCACUGCAGCAGAAAGAAGUUACAGUGAGACAUCUAAAAACAAAACUGAAGGAAUCGGAGAGCAGACUUCAGGAAAGGGAAACAGAAAUAGAAGAGCUCAAGUCGCAGCUGGCACGCAUGAGGGAAGACUGGAUUGAAGAAGAAUGUCAUCGCGUGGAAGCACAGCUGGCCUUGAAAGAGGCACGAAAGGAGAUCAAACAGCUCAAGCAGGUUAUUGAAACCAUGAAAAACAGCUUGGCUGAGAAAGACAAAGGGAUUCAGAAGUACUUUGCAGACAUAAAUAUCCAAAACAAGAAACUGGAGUCCUUACUUCACAGCAUGGAGAUGGCUCAGAGCGGCUCUCUGAGGGAUGAGCAGUGCCUAGAGUAUACAUGUGAGUCACCUGGUAAGUCCCUCGGCCCAAGUACAAGAUAUUCCAAAAUGGUGGACAGCCGGGGUAUGGAGGACCAAGCCCUAGAAGACAGCAGGCUGCUGCUCAAUGAUGAGGUAACUAAUGGGACUGACUUUUUUGAAGAUGUUAUUCUGGCUGCUACAUCUGAAUCGGAUGAUCCAUCCCUCUGCACUUCCACUGUAGAGCCCACCCCCCUAAACCAAAAUGCACUUGAACGGGGUUUUGCUGAAGAUCUAACAUCCUUGCAGGCAGAAGAGAAGAGUGACAAUAGCCCGAUGCUGGAACAGGGCAUUCAGACUGAUGUGGUGCCAUACAGCCCAGAUGUGGAGCAGCUCAUUCAGAACAUAUUCAGGAAACAACAUAUCAGUCCUGUGAGCCCAUUUGCUGCCUCAAAGGGAUUGGAUGGAUUUCCUGCUGGGUGCUUCAGUGAAUCUGCUUUGCUACUGGACUUAAAUGCAAGUGAUCCAAACUCUGCCAUCCUUUUGUCUCCCAUGGAGUCUCCAGCUAGCAAGGGGGAUUGGAUCGUUAGUGACAACCGUGUUAUGAAGGAACUUGACUUUACAGCCUCUCAUGAUGAAACUUUCAGAAAUGUCAUUACUCGCUCUCAGGCAGGUCUCGUGAAAAGGUACUGGAGCAGCAGUUUCCUUGUAGAUUUCUUGGCUGUAGCAGCCCCCAUUGUCCCAACAGUAAUGUGGGCAUUCAGUACUCAGCGAGGUGGAACAGACCCUAUCUACAACAUCGGUGCAUUGCUUCGUGGCUGUUGCCUCAUAGCGCUACGCUCUCUGCGCCGUGUACCUUUUAUUGUCAAAACCUAAGUGCAGCUGGUUGGUGGGGAAGAAUUACAAUAGACCAUAAAAGUGUCUGUGUCUAAUGGCAGAGUCUGUCUUUUUGCUCUUGAAUAUUUGAUUUGCACUAUAUUGAGUUGAAAACAUGUUGAUUGUUUGAAAAUGAAGGCUCAGUGACAUGGUGGCUUGGUUCUACUAAGUGUACUAUACAUGUACUUUAGCAAGCAUGCUGUCGCUUUUCAUUCGUAGGCUGAUGUAUCAAUUCUUAUACUAAAAGCUUCUACUUCCAAGGCAGCUUCGGGCACAUAUUGUAUGUCUGUCGCGCUUAAUGCUCUUGUGAAAUCAAUAAUUGUCCUAGCAUUCCACUGGUCUUUUGUGCAAGGGGACUGUAACCAAAAAUGCAUUUGUGUUGGUUGUUAGGCAUCUUGCUGUGUUUGAUAAAUAGGGGAUGAAUAUAUUUUAACCACAUUAUUUUAAAGUCUUAAAUGAACUUCUUGUAACUUGCUAGUCAUUCAAGCCAUGUUAAAUAUUGUCUAAGUGGUUGUGAAUUAACUUAUUUUUUUGCUUAUUUAAUUGUUUUAUUGGAAACUAUACAUUAUAAUCAAAGUACAGUAAAGCAUGUUAAAAGUA